AUGGCUCCCACUGCAGUCGAAUCCGCCAACAUGUCCGCUCCCGAGAACCCAACAAAGCAGAACGGCGGCAGCCCGGCCAAGCGCCACGAGGAGUACCAGUAUCUCGACCUCGUCCGCGAGAUCCUCGAGACGGGGGAGCACCGACCAGACAGAACCGGCACCGGAACCUACUCCAUCUUCGCCCCGACGCCGCUCAAGUUCUCCCUCAACAAGGACGGUGAGCCCCUCCUGCCCCUCCUGACCACAAAACGCGUCUUCCUCCGCGCCGUCAUUGCCGAGCUCCUCUGGUUCGUCGAGGGCAACACGUCGUCCCUGGCCCUCAGUGAGGCCGGCGUCAAGAUUUGGGACGGCAACGGGUCCCGUGAGUUCCUCGACAGCGUCGGCCUCUCCCACCGCGAAGUCGGCGAUCUCGGCCCCGUCUAUGGCUUCCAAUGGCGACACUUUGGCGCGGAAUACGUCGACGCAAAGACAGACUACACAGGCCAGGGCGUCGACCAGCUCGCCGAGGUUAUCCACAAGCUCAAGACGAACCCCUACGACCGCCGCAUCCUGCUCAGCGCGUGGAACCCCGCGGACCUGAAGAAGAUGGCCCUGCCGCCGUGCCACAUGUUUGCCCAGUUCUACGUCUCGUACCCGAGGGCGCGCGGCGCGGCGCCGUCGACGGACGAGAAGCCCAAGGGACACCUGCACUGCCAACUGUACCAGCGCUCCUGCGAUAUGGGGCUCGGCGUGCCGUUCAACAUUGCGAGCUACGCGCUGCUGACACACAUGAUUGCGCGCGCGUGCGACCUGGUUCCUGGCAGCCUCACGCACGUCAUGGGCGACGCGCACGUUUACGCGGACCACGUGGACGCGCUCAAGGUGCAGCUGGAGCGGGAGCCGCGGGACUUCCCGAUGCUGGAGAUCAACAACAGGGAGGCGGGUUGCAGCAUUGAUAGGUGGAAGGUGGAGGACUUUGUGGUCAAGGGCUACGACCCGCAUAAGACGAUUGCCAUGAAGAUGUCUGUGUGA
This is a messenger RNA of Colletotrichum siamense, 1011 nucleotides long. RefSeq names its product Thymidylate synthase (gene THYA). Gene Ontology annotation, biological process: dTMP biosynthetic process. The record is from RefSeq and is a predicted model, not a curated record. Gene Ontology annotation, molecular function: thymidylate synthase activity. Gene Ontology annotation, cellular component: cytosol; mitochondrion. Lineage: Eukaryota; Fungi; Ascomycota; Sordariomycetes; Glomerellales; Glomerellaceae. The coding region runs from base 1 to 1011 and encodes 336 amino acids. The transcript is spliced from 2 exons.